GCCACCGCCGCUGCAGUUCCCUCUCGCGAAAUUUGGCCUGAGAACCAGCCCGUCAGCCCCGGAGACCAUUCGUGCGGCCACUCAGCUCUCUGGCCCGAGCCUUUCCGGUGCUGUGCCCCGGAAGCGGAAGUGCGAUCUGUAGUCCGUCGGAGUCUGUGUGUUCCUCGGUGGUCGCGGAAUCCGGGGAAGUCGUUUUCGCUUCACUUUUCCUGGCUCUAGAGCGCUUCCUCCCCAGCGGGUGGGAGUGCAGGGACGAAGGUGCGAGAUGAGCACCAUGUUCGCGGACACUCUACUCAUCGUUUUUAUCUCUGUGUGCACGGCUCUGCUUGCCGAGGGUAUAACCUGGGUCCUGGUGUACAGGACAGACAAAUACAAGAGACUGAAGGCGGAAGUGGAAAAACAGAGUAAAAAAUUGGAAAAGAAGAAGGAAACAAUAACAGAGUCAGCUGGUCGACAACAGAAAAAGAAAAUAGGUAAGAUGAGAUAUUAUAAGAAGCUUGUCAGUCCUCCAAAAAUAACAAUUCUUUGUUUGUUCCUUUUUAGAUUUGAUGGUAGAGUGGUGGCAAAGCUUCCUUUCACCCCCCUUUCUUACAUCCAAGGACUGUCUCAUCGCAACCUGCUGGGAGAUGACACCACAGACUGUUCCUUCAUCUUUCUGUAUAUUCUCUGUACUAUGUCAAUUCGACAGAACAUUCAGAAGAUUCUUGGUCUUGCCCCUUCACGAGCUGCCACCAAGCAGGCAGGUGGAUUUCUUGGCCCUCCACCUCCUUCUGGGAAGUUCUCUUGAACUCACGCAAGAACUCUUUAAUUCCCGUUCUUUUCAGAUACUCACAUCAGACUGGCAACUAUUUUGCAGCAAGAGCCAUAGGCAGCCUUAGCACUUGGGCCACUUUCUAGUUUUGAGUUAUUUCUAGGCCUUUUGAAUAUGAUUAGAAUGAAAAUGGCACCCAACAAAUAUAAUAGUGCUUUUGGUCAUAGAUGAAUUUUUUUUAAAUAAAUGGGUUGAUUAGUUAAGUUCAGGUGAUGUUUUUGUAAUGAGCAACAAAUAGCAUCUUUCUCGUUUUACUUACAUAAAUAUUUUCUGCGGGACCGACUGUCAAGGCUGUUGUGUGUACCAUGGAAGCUGGCUUUCUAUGAACAUUUAGAUAGCUAGAAGAAAAAUUUUGUUUGUAUAACUCUUAAUUGGAACUAUUGGGUUGUUUUUUUUCAAGCCAAAUAAUGACUUGAGAUCAAUAAAGCGGCCAAAUUUUUAGCUAUUUUAUCUACAAGGA
Messenger RNA from Propithecus coquereli (Coquerel's sifaka), 1271 nucleotides. It is a transcript of the gene TMCO1, whose product is annotated as transmembrane and coiled-coil domains 1. Gene Ontology annotation, molecular function: calcium channel activity. The record is from RefSeq and is a predicted model, not a curated record. Bases 266 to 787 code for a protein of 173 amino acids. Lineage: Eukaryota; Metazoa; Chordata; Mammalia; Primates; Indriidae. Gene Ontology annotation, biological process: endoplasmic reticulum calcium ion homeostasis. The transcript is spliced from 5 exons. Gene Ontology annotation, cellular component: endoplasmic reticulum; cytoplasm; endoplasmic reticulum membrane.